This is a messenger RNA of Stegastes partitus (bicolor damselfish), 2324 nucleotides long. It is a transcript of the gene thumpd1, whose product is annotated as THUMP domain containing 1. The transcript has 5 exons. Gene Ontology annotation, biological process: tRNA modification. Lineage: Eukaryota; Metazoa; Chordata; Actinopteri; Pomacentridae. The record is from RefSeq and is a predicted model, not a curated record. Gene Ontology annotation, molecular function: RNA binding. The coding region runs from base 324 to 1283 and encodes 319 amino acids.
CGCCGCCGUACAGCACCACCAACUAACGUGCUAUGUUGUGGCUCCGCCGUCCGUCCUUCCUUCAGUCGGCUCCAACUUGAACACAUGUUACACAGACACACCGCAGCGUCCUGAGAACUUCACCGGCUUUUCCCUCUGCGGUCGCUGCGUUCUUCGCAGUCCCUCAAAGCUCGCGUUAGCCUCAGCUGGUGAGCUAACGGCUAACAAAGUCCAGGAGGAAGUCACCAAAAAACAAGCAGGUAGCGGCUGCUGCUUGAGCCUAAACUCACGGUUUCGGUUGUCUCGGAGAUUUCCACCCCCCUCUUAAAGCCCCGCUGGAAACAAUGUCAGCCGCGCAAAACGACUCCAGGAAGCGGAGCAAGAAGCGCUAUGUGGCCGGUCACCACAGCAAGCGGUGGAAGGGCUCCCGGGAGCUGGAGGUGGGCAUGGAGGGGAUCCUCAUCACAUGCAACAUGAACGAGAGAAAGUGCACCGCCGAGGCCUUCAAUCUGCUCAAUGAAUACGCAGACAAGCUGUACGGGCCCGAGAAGCUCCAAGAGAAUCCUGGGAGCAGCAGUGACGAAGAGGAGGCUGAAGAAGAAGAUGUUGAUGUUGCGCUGAAGAAAGAAGUGGCACAGCUGCAAGCAUCUGGAGCUAAACAGGAGAGACGCUUCCAGGCUCUCGACAGCGGAGCAAACAACGUCAUCUUCAUCAGAACUCAAAACCUGGAAUCUGACAAACUGGUUCAUCACAUCCUGUCUGAUCUCCACACGACCAAGAAGAAGAAGUCACGCGUGAUCCUCCGAAUGCUGCCGGUAACUGGAACAUGCAAGGCCUUCCAGGAAGACAUGGUGAAAUAUCUGACCACAUUCCUGGAGCCUUGGUUCAAAACCCCAAACUGUGCUACCUACCAGAUCGCUUUCAAGGCUCGCAACAGCAGCCACAACAAGAGGGACGAAAUCAUCAAAUCUAUUGCAGGUCUUGUGGGGAAGCUGAACCCUAAAAACAAAGUGGAUUUGACAAACCCCGAACUGACGAUCAUCGUGGAGGUCAUCAAGGCUGUGUGUUGCAUCAGUGUGGUGAAAGACUAUACGCUGUAUAGAAAGUACAACGUUCAGGAAGUCGUGAAAGAAGACGCGCCCAAGCCGGAUGUGACCGCAGCAAAAACAGAUUCGAAGACGGCCGAGCAGGAGGAGAAGCCCGAUGCAGGGGAGACGGACAAAGAAGCGAAGAAAGAAGACGAGGACAAAAACGUGGCACGGGACAAGGAGGAGGCUGAUAACGGUGAAGGUGGGGGGGAAUAAAAGCUCACAUUUACAGAAACCACACGGGCGGCUGGUGAGUCAUCGUCUUGAGUUGCUUUAUAUUAUAGUGCUUUUGUGUUACAUGGACUGAAAACAUAAUUUUAUCAAAGUAAUGAUGUUUGCAAAAGUCAACAAUGAUCCCUAAUAUAAUUUAAUGUUUUUUAAUAUUCAUAAACUGAGCUGUCUAUUUCAGAGAACAGUGGUUUUGGAUUAACAUUACAUAUCAACAACACAACUUUGCCAACCGCUGACAGUUUUUUAAAUUUGCUUUUUGUGUCGUUUCAUUUUGGACAUUUUUACUCGAAGAAAGAGGAAUUUUGCUCAGGUUAACAGGGGUGUCGCAUUUAAUAACCGUCUGGCUUUUGUAACUGUCGUUUCCUAAGCUAGUCCCUGAAUUAAAACUACCUGCGUGUUUGACUGAUUCCCCUCAUGUUCUUUACUUAUUCAGUGGUGUUUUGUGUUGUAGUGAUUUAUUGGCACAACAAGAGGAAAGUAGAGGAGGGAAACGAGGUUAAAGCAAAGGUAAAGGAUGAUCAAAGAUGACAUAAAUACAGCAUAGACAUCUGUAUGCUACGUCACACCUGUGGGGUGUAAAAUGUUUUGACUCUUGUUUGGCGAUUCUUUCUUUACUCCACAAGAUGGAGUUAAUACCUCAUUUUGCAGAGCCAUGAGAAUCGUUGGGAAAAACUACACAAUGGAUUCUUCCCACGGAUGAACAAUUUCCUACAAAAUCUUUAAUAUCGAUAAAAUCCUGCCUUUGUUUUAGCUGCAUCAUCUACAUUUUCUGUCGUCUCUAAAUGUCUUGUUUGUAACCGUGAACAGUAUAGGCUUUCAUACUGGUUUAAAACACACUCAUUUACAGAUCAUGCUGUAAUAUAUGUCAUGACGGAUGUAAUUAUUUUACACGUAUCGGACAGAAAAGUCAUUUAACAGGAACAGUUGAACCUGUGAUGCCAAGAAACUGCACCGGUCUCUGGUGAGUUGAUUAGUUUUUGUGUUUUUUGAGCGAUAAUAUGCCUCAAUAAAAUUUGUCAUAAUAUA